AUGGCAUUGGAAGAAGAUGUUCGUCCACAUACAGACGGAAGUCAAUUUAAGAAAUUAUUUAAUCGAUUAAGUGGACAACCAGAAUCUUAUGCUCGUAAGGCCAAUUAUACAUUUGGAAAAACAUUAGGAGCUGGUUCAUUUGGAAUUGUAAGAUAUGCAAGAGAUAAUGGAACCAAUGAAGAAGUAGCAGUUAAGAUUAUCUUAAAGAGAGCACUUAAGGGGAAUGAAAGUAUGAUUAUUGAUGAAUUACAUCUUUUACAACAAUUAAAUAAUCCUCAUAUUGUUGGAUUUAGAGAUUGGUUUGAAAGUAAAGAUAAAUUUUAUAUUGUUACUCAAUUAGCAACAGGAGGAGAAUUAUUCGAUAGAAUUGUAAGUAAAGGUAGAUUUACUGAACAUGAUGCAUCAUUAGUUGUUGUUCAAAUGUUGGAAGCAUUAAAUUAUUUACAUGGAAAAGAUAUUGUUCAUCGAGAUAUUAAACCAGAAAAUGUAUUAUAUUUAACUCCAGAUGAAAAUUCUAAUAUUGUAUUGGCUGAUUUUGGUAUUGCUAAACAAUUACAAGGUCCAAAUGAAGUAUUAACUUCUCUGGCCGGUUCAUUUGGUUAUGCUGCUCCUGAAGUUAUUUUGGGUACAGGACAUGGGAAACCAUGUGAUAUUUGGUCAUUGGGUGUUGUUACAUAUACUUUAUUAUGUGGAUAUUCCCCAUUUAGAUCAGAGAAUGUUACUGAUUUUAUUAAUGAAGUUAAACAUAAUAAUGCCGUUAUUUUCCAUGCCGAUUAUUGGAAAGAUGUCAGUAAAGAUGCUCGUAGAUUUAUUGUUAAAGCAUUACAAUAUAAUCCUGAACAUAGACCAACUGCAACCGAAUUAUUGAAUGAUCCAUGGAUUGUUAGUGUUGCUGAAAAACAUAAGGAAUGUGAUUUAUUACCUCAUUUGAAACGUGGAUUUGAUGCAAAGGCUAAAUUUAGACAAGCGAUUGAAGUUGUUAAAUUGAAUAAUCGUAUUAAGAAAUUGAAGCAAAUGCAAACUGAAGCUGAUGAUGAUCCAAGUGAAAUUGAUUUAUUUGGUGAUAGUGGAUCAAUUAUGAAAGCUGCAUCAAGAGUUCCAUCUAAUGUUGAACAAUCACCUUUAUUAACUUGGAAGAAAUUUUCAAAUGUUAUGAAUGAUUUAGAUAAGGAUUUAUCAAGAACAUCAUUAUCACCUCUUACUUCACCUUAUGCGAAUGAACAAAAGAAGAAAAAGACAAUGACUGCUGAUGCAUUUAUUCAAUUGGUUCAUGCUGCAUCUAAAAAUAAAGAGAGAGUAGCUAGCUAUAAAGAUGAUGAUGGCCAGAUAGAAAAGAAGGAGGAUGAAGACCAAUAA
Hemisphaericaspora subhashii is the source of this 1356-nucleotide messenger RNA. It is a transcript of the gene CMK2, whose product is annotated as calmodulin-dependent protein kinase. Gene Ontology annotation, biological process: protein phosphorylation; cellular response to oxidative stress. The record is from RefSeq and is a predicted model, not a curated record. Gene Ontology annotation, molecular function: ATP binding; calcium/calmodulin-dependent protein kinase activity. The coding region runs from base 1 to 1356 and encodes 451 amino acids. Lineage: Eukaryota; Fungi; Ascomycota; Pichiomycetes; Serinales; Debaryomycetaceae. The transcript has a single exon.